AAAAAAAGUCUCCAUUGAUAGCACAUGACUAUAGCACGUUUUACUGAACUGCUAUCAUAGAUGAGUCUGAAAUUUGCUUAUUAUAUAAUAGGGUUAAUUAAACGCUAUGGUAGAGUUUCACUAAGCGGGAACCUAAAAUUAGCUUUACCGCGGCACACUUAGUGAAAAAAAGACUAAUCUGAUUAUUUUCCCUCUCUCCACUCGCGAAAUACCUUUCUCUUUUUCUCAGUUUCCCCUCUUUCUCUACUAACCCUAAAAAAAUUAGACCACAAUCUCCAUCACUAAAACCCUAAUCCGCUAAUCCAGAACCGUAAUUGAGCUCCCCACAUCCAUUAUUGUCGAUUGCGAAGGUAUCGAAGAUUGAGAUUGCGACAUCUCUGUUGAUUUGUUAUCUCAAAUGGAAGAGAUGUUUUCUGCUUGCUUUGAUUUCGUCUUUUCUUUCUUUCCUGUUUGAUUUGCGUUCCUGCUCCACGUUCUUUGCUUAGAUUUCCUUUAUUAUAUUUUUGACAACAUUUAACUUGAUUCAUGAUUUUAUCGAUUUCGAUUUACAUUAUUUGUUACUUUGAAUGGUUCUCUAUGUUACUAAAGGUUUGAAUGUAGGUUUUAGAACAUAGAUGAUGGAUAAAGACUGGGUUCAUCUGAGCAGAGUCGAUCCUGCUUAUGAGAGAGGAGUUACUAAGUUUGUACGGGAAGUGGCUGCAGCUUCGGGAGGAAUUGAUAUGAUUGUCUGUCCUUGCAUUGACUGUCGUAACAUAGAUCGUCAUUGCGGAAGUGUGGUAGUUGCUCAUCUUGUUACUAGAGGAAUGGAGGAGGCUUAUAAGAAACGCACUGAUUGGUAUCUGCAUGGAGAGUUGAGCUCAGUGGUUGCAGAUGAAAGAAGGGCAAGUCAAUGGAAUGAUGAGAUUAUUGGUUUAUACAGAGCCGCUGAGUGUUCCGAUGAAGCUUUAGCUGGUACGGGGGAUGUCUUUGAGAUAGCAGAGGGAGAGGACAAGAAAGAAGAUGAAUUUUUGGCGAAGCUAGCUGAAGCUGAAACACCUUUGUAUCAUACAUGUGCGAACCACAGCAAGUUAUCUGCAAUAGUGUCAUUAUUUAGAUUAAAGACUUAGAAUGGAUGGUCUGACAAGAGCUUCAAUGAACUGCUAGAGACGUUGCCGGAAAUGUUACCAGAGGAGAAUGUGCUGCACACUUCACUGUACGAGGUUAAGAAAUUUUUGAAAUCAUUUGAUAUGGGUUACGAGAAGAUCCAUGCUUGUGUGAAUGACUGCUGCCUAUUCAGAAAGAAGUUGAAGAAGCUUGAGUACUGUCCAAAAUGCAAGGCAUCGAGAUGGAAGACUAAUAUCCAUACGGGUGAGAAGAAGAAAGGAGUCCCACAGAAAGUAUUACGCUACUUUCCAAUAAUCCCACGGUUGAAGAGAAUGUUCCGGUCUGAAGAAAUGGCUAAGGAUCUAAGGUGGCACUUCAGCAACAAAAGCACUGAUGGGAAACUUCGACACCCUGUUGAUUCAGUCACAUGGGAUCAGAUGAAUGCGAAAUACCCUGACUUUGCCGCUGAAGAAAGGAACAUGAGGCUUGGACUUUCAACAGACGGAUUUAAUCCAUUCAACAUGAAGAAUUCUAUGUACAGUUGCUGGCUGGUAUUGUUAGUCAACUACAACUUGCCACCUGAUUUAUGUAUGAAGAAGGAGAACAUAAUGCUUUCACUGUUGAUUCCUGGUCCACAACAGCCCGGUAACAGUAUAGAUGUCUACUUAGAGCCUCUCAUUGAAGAUCUAAACCAUUUGUGGAGCAGUGGAGAGUUAGUGUACGACGCGUUUACUCGAUCAACUUUCACACUGAAGGCAAUGUUGCUUUGGACGAUCAGUGACUUCCCAGCUUAUGGGAAUCUUGCAGGCUGCAAAGUGAAGGGAAAAAUGGGGUGUCCUUUAUGUGGGAAAAACACAGACAGUAUGUGGCUCAAGUACAGCAGAAAACAUGUGUAUAUGUGCCACAGAAAAGGUCUGCCACCAGCUCAUACUUUUCGGGGAAAGAAGAAGUGGUUUGAUGGAAAAGCUGAGCAAAGGAGAAGGGGAAGAAUUUUAACCGGCCUUGAAAUUUCACAAAAUCUCAGAAAUUUCAAGAAUGACUUUGGCAAUGUUAAACAUUCUGGGAGUAAGAGAAAAAAGAUGGCCUGUACGGAUUUAGAUGAAGAGGAAGAGGAAGAGGAAGAUGAGGAGGAAGAGGAAGAAGUGGAAAUAGAUGAGGAUGAGUUAUCUAGAUGGAAGAAAAGAUCUAUCUUUUUCAAGCUACCUUAUUGGGCGGAACUCCCGGUGAGGCACAACUUAGAUGUUAUGCAUGUAGAGAGAAAUGUGGCUGCUAGUCUAGUUUCGACAUUGUUGCACUGUGGGAAAUCCAAGGACGGUCUUCCGGCUCGUAAAGAUCUUGAGGAUCUUGGUAUAAGGCAGGAUUUACACCCUCGCAUACAUGGAAAACGAACAUAUCUUCCUCCAGCCCCGUGGUCUUUGUCUAAGACAGAGAAGAAGAUAUUUUGCAGGAGGCUUUUUGACUUCAAAGGGCCAGAUGGAUAUUGCUCCAACAUAUCUAGAGGUGUUUCGUUAGAUGACUGUAAAGUGACAGGGCUGAAAUCACAUGACUAUCAUGUGUUAAUGCAGCAACUUCUUCCCAUUGCAUUGAAAGGGCUGUUACCUAAAGGACCGAGACUUGCAAUUUCAAGGUUAUGCGCAUUCUUCAAUCUGUUGUGCCAGAGAGUUAUUGAGAGAGAGCAGCUUCUGGUUAUGGAAGCGGAGAUUGUAGAGACGCUUUGCUUGUUUGAAAGAUAUUUUCCUCCAAGUUUCUUCGAUAUCAUGGUCCAUCUGACUGUGCAUCUAGGAAGGGAGGCCCGGCUUGGUGGACCUGUCCAUUUUAGAUGGAUGUACCCAUUUGAAAGACACAUUUUCAGGUACAUGAAAGUCCUCAAAGACUUUGUUAGAAAUCCUGCUAGACCAGAAGGGUGCAUUGCUGAGUCUUAUCUUGCCGAGGAAUGUAUGAAGUUUUGCAGUGAUUUUCUCAAGAAGUCAACAAAUGUACAAGAUAAAGUAGAGAGAAACAUGGACUAUGAGAACAGCUCUAUCUUAGAGGGUCGUCCAAUAUCAGCUGGCACAUCAGUUACACUCACUGAAAUGGAGAAGAAAAUAGCACAUCUUGCUAUCAUCCAAAACCUUGCUCUCGUCGAACCUUUUGUAGAUGAGCAUCUCCAGUAUUUACAAGACUCAGAUGACAAAUGUAGGAGAGAUGCAUCCAUCUUAUGGAGUAUGCAUACUAAGAAUUUUGCUUCAUAGCUAAAAGAACAGGUGCCUCUUGAUUCUAAAGAACAUGACGAAACACUCAAGUGGCUAGCCUAUGGUCCACGUUCUUCAGCUAAGUCAUAUACGGGCUAUAUAGUU
Brassica oleracea var. oleracea is the source of this 3419-nucleotide messenger RNA. RefSeq lists its product as uncharacterized. Bases 1158 to 3314 code for a protein of 718 amino acids. The record is from RefSeq and is a predicted model, not a curated record. Lineage: Eukaryota; Viridiplantae; Streptophyta; Magnoliopsida; Brassicales; Brassicaceae. The transcript has 6 exons.